AUGCAGCAUCGAAGCAACGUGACUGAAUUUAUCUUUAUUAUAUUUCCGUUAAGUUAUGCUUUAGAAGUUAUCCUUUUUCACUUGUUUUUGUUUGCAUAUAUUGUAAUUAUUUUUGGCAAUCUUUUAAUAAUAACAGUGAAUUGUUGUGAUUUACGACUGCAUUUACCCAUGUAUUUUUUUCUUGGAAAUAUUUCACUCCUUGAAAUUAGUAUUUCAUCUGUUGUGAUACCUAAACUCCUUGCCAUGUUAUUGUCUUUUGAAAAGACUAUAACUUUUGUGGGCUGCUUUGUUCAGUGUUACUUUUAUUUUGCGUUAGGUACAGCUGAUUUUAUGCUACUAGCAGUAAUGUCCUAUGAUCGCUAUGUAGCUAUUUGCAAUCCUCUUCACUAUGUUAAUAUUAUCAAUUGGAACACCUGCUUCCUUCUUGCAUGCAUGUCUUGGACUGGAGGAUUUCUCAUUGAUCUUGUACCAGCUUGUAUUAAAUCAACUAUGCCCUUCUGUAAAUCUAAUAUGAUAAAUCAUUUUUUUUGUGAUUCUUCCCCCAUCAUGAAACUUGCCUGCAUGGAUACCACUUUUCUUCAAUUAUUGGAUUUCUUAAUGUUUUCUUUUAUAAUACUUGGAUCUUUCAUUAUUACAGCUUGGACUUAUAUAAUGAUUGCAAUCACCAUCUCCAAAAUACCCACA
This is a messenger RNA of Nanorana parkeri, 684 nucleotides long. Its product is annotated as olfactory receptor 6J1-like. Gene Ontology annotation, molecular function: olfactory receptor activity; G protein-coupled receptor activity. Gene Ontology annotation, cellular component: membrane. Gene Ontology annotation, biological process: G protein-coupled receptor signaling pathway. Lineage: Eukaryota; Metazoa; Chordata; Amphibia; Anura; Dicroglossidae. The record is from RefSeq and is a predicted model, not a curated record. The transcript has a single exon. The annotation marks the transcript as partial.